This is a messenger RNA of Lutzomyia longipalpis, 1722 nucleotides long. RefSeq names its product juvenile hormone esterase-like. The record is from RefSeq and is a predicted model, not a curated record. The transcript is spliced from 4 exons. Bases 1 to 1722 code for a protein of 573 amino acids. NCBI's taxonomy places the organism in Eukaryota, Metazoa, Arthropoda, Insecta, Diptera, Psychodidae.
AUGAAAUUUUUAGCACUGUUCAUAGUUCUUGGAGUUCUAGGAAUCAAAGCUCACGAAGGAAGGCAUUUUUUCCACAAAGCUGUCUUUAUUAAGUUCAUUCAAUCCCAACCAAAAGUUUGCACAGAUGAAGUUGGAUGUUUUCAGGGGAAGUAUGAGCGUGGACUUGAGAAGCCUUAUGAGGCCUUCUACGGGAUUCCAUAUGCUGAAUCACCUGUUGGGAAGUUGAGAUUUGAAGAUCCUCUUCCGCAUAGUGGAUGGUACGGCUAUUGGGAUGCUUCGUAUCCAAGAAGUGAUUGCCUGCAGAGAAAUGUUUAUAUAGCAAGUCAGCCUGUUGUUGGCUCUGAAGACUGCUUGUAUCUGAAUGUCUAUCGUCCGUUGUUAAGGAGUUCAGAGAAGCUACCUGUUAUUGUGUACAUUCAUGGUGGAGGAUGGUUCACCUUCUCAUCCAAUCCCCGUCAAUACGGUCCGGAGUAUUUUAUGGACAACAGGCAAGUGAUUUUAGUGACUCUUAACUACAGACUUGGAAUACUUGGCUUUCUCUGCUCUGGCGAUGAAGCCGUUCGUGGAAAUUUUGGCCUAAAGGACCAACAAAUGGCCCUUAAAUGGGUGGCUUCAAACAUUGAGGCUUUUGGAGGGAAUCCAGAUUCAAUAACUCUGGUUGGGCAGAGCGCAGGAGCUGCUUCCACUCAUUUUCACAUGAUGAAUCCUGAGUCUCAGGCUCAAUUCCAUCGAGCUGUCAUGAUGAGUGGUUCUGCUCUGAGUCAAUGGUCUCUGUACUAUGACAACUACGAACCUAGGUAUCGUCUUAACGCUAAGUAUGCAGGAAUAGAAAAUGCAGACUCAGCUUCAACCUACGAAUUGGCGAAUGAACUAAAGAAAUUGGAUGCAAUGAGUUUCAUUGAGGCUACUGAUAAAGAACAGAUCGUUUUUGGAGUUCCUGUAACGCCUCAUCGUCCCUGUAUUGAGGGUGAUUGGAUUGGAGCAUUCAUCAAGGAAGAUCCAAUGAAAGUCUGGACUGAAGGACGUUUCGUGCAGAAGCCAAUCCUAGCUGGAUAUACAAGGGAUGAAGGAGUUUUUGCAGCUGUUACAACAACGAAUUCUACAGCAUUGGAGGAGUUUAAUCGUGAUAUUUACAAUAUUCUUCCGAUUGCGUUGGAUUUUGAUCCUGAGUACACAGCAGAUGUCAUAAAAUUUUACUUUGGGAAUAAGGACUACAUAGAUGAGACGAAUGCUAAGGAGUAUUACAAAAUGUUUGGUGAAAGAUUGAUUACUCAGCCAAUGAUUGUGACUUUUAAAGAGUACCUAAAGUAUGCGGAUGUCGGAAGAAAUCCUCUCUACCUGUACGAGUUUGCUUUUGAGGGUCCCUACAGUUUAUUAAGUAUAAUGUCAGGGAAGGAUUUAAAUUUAGGAGUUAGUCAUUCAGAUGAUCUGCUCUUUCUCUUCACCAUGACAGACUUCUUUCCACCCUUCGAGGUGAAUUCUGUUGAACGCCGAAUGGCCGACAUUUACGUGGAGACUUUAGUUCAUUUUGCUUCUCACGGGCAAAUGAAGAUUUGGCGGAACUUUAGGCCUUGCACAGCUGCUACGGCUAAUCCCUACUGUGAUCGUCAGGUGUUUGAGCGUUCCAACAAGGAAGCUGAUUGGGAUCAAAUUAUGGUGACUGUUACAAAUCAGAUUAAUGAAGAAAUGGUUGAUUUUUGGAAUCGAAUUGAUGUCCGUUGA